AUGGCCUCCUCCUCCCAACCCAUCACUCUCACCUACCUAACCGUCGACGUCUUCACCUCCACACGCUACCUCGGCAACCCCCUCGCGGUAGUCCUCAUCCCGGCCUCUCAGCGUCCCCUUCUCACACAAGACGUCAAGCAGCGCAUCGCCCGCGAAUUCAACUUCUCCGAGACCGUCUUCCUGCACACGCUCGACGACGAAGCGCGCGAUGGCUUGUCUGUUACAAGCCGGGAGAUCGACAUCUUCACCAUCGAGGAGGAACUCCCCUUUGCUGGACACCCCACCGUCGGCACCGCGUACUUGGUCCUGAACCAUUUGGGCUGGAAGCACGUCGAUACGCUUGUUACCAAGGCGGGGCCGAUUGCUAUUAGGCCGUUGGAGGGAGAGGGGGAGAGGGUGAAGGCUACUAUUCCGCAUGCUGUGCAUGUUCAUUCUCAGACGCUUGGUGGAAUCUUGGGGAGCGGGGCAGUAAAGGCGGAGACGAGGGACAUGAUCAACGCCGCGCUAUCUGAUGAUCCCGAGAUCAGACAAGCGGAGUUGACAGGGCCGGUGGUCAGCAUCGUCCGCGGCAUGACCUUCUUGCUCGCUAAGCUGCCUAGUCUGGAGCACCUGGCGAAGGUGUCGACGGCUAAGAGGCUGGAUUUCAAUAAGAUGGAGGGAUUGUUGGAUAGGGGGGAGUGGGAGGGCGGGUUUGUGUGCAGGUAUUAUUAUGUGCCGACGGAGGAGGAGAGGAGGGAUGAGGAGAGUGGGAGGAAGGAGUUCAGGUUUAGGACGAGGAUGGUGGAGUUGGGGUUUGAGGAUCCGGCUACGGGCAGCGCGGCGUGCACGCUGGCGAGUUACUUGACGGUUAGUGGGAGGGAGAUUGGAGGGGCGAGGUUUGAGUUGACGCAGGGCGUGGAGAUGGGGAGGCAGAGUGAGAUUGAGGUUGAGGCGACGGCGGUGGAGGAGAAUGGGGAGGUGAAGGUGAAGGAUUUGUAUUUGGGGGGAACGGCGGUUGUGGUUACGAAGGGAAUAUCCGGAGAGGUUCCCGAGGAGCCUGUUGUGUCGAGGAAGACCGGCGCUGUCUUCGAGAAGCGAUUGAUAGAAAAGUACAUCCAAGAGAACCACAAAGAGCCCGGCACCGAUGAAGAGCUAGACGUCGAAGACCUCCUCCCCAUCAAGACGAAUCGGAUCGUCCGCCCCCGCCCCCCGCAAUUCACAUCCCUCCCAUCGAUGCUCAAAGCCUUCCAAGACGAAUGGGAUGCCCUGGUACUAGAGUCAUACAACACGAGGCAACAGUUGGCGAGGACAAGGGAGGAAUUGGCCACGGCGCUCUACCAGAACGAUGCCGCCGUUCGCGUGAUUGCUCGCUUGACCAAGGAGCGCGACGAGGCCCGCGAGGCCCUUUCCAGACUCACAGUUACGGCUUCUGCUGGCGGUGCCGCGACUGGUGAUGCUAUGGCGGUGGAUAGCGAGGGUCUGCCCGAGGCGUUGGCUGCACAUGUUGAUCAGGUUCAGGCCGAGAAGCAAAAGGGCCGCAAGAAGCGACCAGUCCCCGAAGGCUGGGCCACCACAGAAGACGUUUCCGCCCUGCAACAAACCGCCUACACAGAUCUCCCCGUUACACAAGCGACUUCGCUCGCUCUCAACGCUGGCUACGCGGCAGUUGGUGGAUUGGAUGGCAUAGUGGACCUCUACUCGGUCGAGGCCAAGGCACACGAGCGCUCUUUGGAGAUUGGCGAGCCGGUGACCGCCACGGUAUGGAUCGGCAACAAGGUCGUCUCGGCCACUUCGAAGGGCAGUGUCAAGGCUGUUGAGGGCGGUGUCGAGACUGGUUCUGUUACGGAGCACGCUGGUGCCGUGACUGGUCUGGCGGUGCACCCUGGCGAGCAGAUUCUUGCUUCGGUGGGCGUGGAUAAGGGCAUCAUCUUUUACGAUUUGCACUCGCUGCAGCGUGUGGCGCGUGUUUAUACUGAUGCUGAGCUCACAUCCUGCGCCUUCCACCCCGACGGCCACCUCUUCGCCGCCGGCACGCAAUCCGGCCUGAUCGAGAUCUUCGACACCAAGACCCUCCAGCGCAUGGCCAACUUCACCCUCGGCGCCCCCGUCAAGACCCUCGUCUUCUCCGAAAAUGGCUUCUGGUUCGCCGCCACCGGCGUCGGCCAGUCCUCCGUCACCGUCUUCGACCUGCGCAAGGAAGGCGACGCGGCGCGGGCCAAGGAGCUCCAGACCGGUGACGUCUCCGGCCUUGCUUGGGAUUACACGGGCCAGUAUCUCGCCACUGCCGGAUCGCAGGGUGUCACGGUGCAGCAGUAUGUCAAGGCUAGCAAGUCGUGGACGGAGCCGUUGAGGACGAGCACACCCGCCGUGGCGGUGCAGUGGGGAGAGAAGGCGAAGCAGUUGGUGGCUGUUAGCAGAGAGGGUGUGGUUUCUGUGCUGGAGCCGAAGAGCGAGUAG
This is a messenger RNA of Neurospora tetraspora, 2436 nucleotides long. Its product is annotated as Diaminopimelate epimerase-like protein. The transcript has 5 exons. Gene Ontology annotation, biological process: biosynthetic process; DNA repair; protein ubiquitination. Gene Ontology annotation, cellular component: U2-type catalytic step 1 spliceosome; cytoplasm; Prp19 complex. NCBI's taxonomy places the organism in Eukaryota, Fungi, Ascomycota, Sordariomycetes, Sordariales, Sordariaceae. Gene Ontology annotation, molecular function: protein binding; ubiquitin protein ligase activity. Bases 1 to 2436 code for a protein of 811 amino acids. The record is from RefSeq and is a predicted model, not a curated record.